Erythranthe guttata (spotted monkey flower) is the source of this 2513-nucleotide messenger RNA. RefSeq names its product CwfJ-like family protein / zinc finger (CCCH-type) family protein. Gene Ontology annotation, biological process: mRNA splicing, via spliceosome. NCBI's taxonomy places the organism in Eukaryota, Viridiplantae, Streptophyta, Magnoliopsida, Lamiales, Phrymaceae. Gene Ontology annotation, molecular function: metal ion binding; RNA lariat debranching enzyme activator activity. The record is from RefSeq and is a predicted model, not a curated record. Gene Ontology annotation, cellular component: post-mRNA release spliceosomal complex.
AUAUAGUGCAUCUCGGUCUCUACGACAUGAAAUUUUGGCUCCGGAGCUCCGGUAAUUAUUUCCGGGAUGUGCCUGUAAUUACCAAUACCCCAUGAACCUUAAAAUUAUUUUAGCAUACCUUAUGGGUAUAUGUGUAAUUUACCGUAAACUUUAAUAUUUAGUACACUUCACUUGAUUUACAAAUUAAUCUUUGUUACUUCAUACAGUGAGUCCCGUCAUUCUAAUGGCAGCUCCGCGAAUCCUUCUCUCCGGCGACGCUCUCGGCCGCCUGAACCAACUCUUCAAACGCGUUUCCUCAGUGAACAAAUCGGCGGGGCCAUUCGACGCGCUGCUGUGUGUGGGGCAGUUCUUCCCUGAUUCCGAGGAUCAGCUGGCGGAGUUGAAUGACUACAUCGAAGGCCGCUCCAAAAUCCCUAUCCCCACUUACUUCAUCGGCGAUUACGGCGUUGGUGCCGCCAAAAUUUUAUCGGCCGUGGCCAGAGAUUCGGCUAACCUAGGGUUUAAGAUGGACGGCCUGAAAGUAUGCGAGAAUUUGUACUGGUUGAGAGGCAGCGGGCAGUUCCUCCUCCAUGGUCUUUGUGUGGCAUAUUUAUCUGGUAGGCAGUCUUCAAGUGGCCAACAAUUUGGGACAUACAGUCAAGACGAUGUUGACUCCUUAAGAGCGUUUUCUGAGGAGCCAGGAAUUGUUGAUUUGUUCUUGACUAAUGAAUGGCCCAGUGGAGUCACAAAAAGGGCUGCUGCAUCUGGUAUUCCUUCUGGAAUGCCUGAUCCGAUUAUCGGUGAUGCAACCAUAUCAGAAUUAGUUGCAGAACUCAAGCCGCGCUACCAUAUUGCAGGCACUAUUGGCGUCUACUAUGAUCGUGAACCUUAUGUUAAUGACGGUGCUAGCCAUGUGACUCGUUUUAUAGCCCUUGCUAAAGUUGGAAAUAAAGAAAAGCAGAAAUUUAUUCAUGCACUUUCGCCAAAUCCAGCAUCCAAAAUGUCAGUUGCUGAGAUCUGUGCAAAACCGUCAAAUACUACUUUAUCUCCAUAUUCAUUUGUUGAGGAAACUGGAUCUGGCAAUGGAGCAGCAAAAAGAUCUGCUGACAGUGGUUCUGACACACAGUAUUGGCGGUAUGACGUGUCCAAGAAAAGGCAGAAACAUGGAGAUGGUGAAGGCUUAUGCUUCAAGUUUGUAUCUUCAGGGUCUUGUCCAAGAGGUGAGAAGUGCCAUUUCCGACAUGAUGCAGAUGCAAGAGAACAAUCUGUUAGAGGGGUUUGUUUUGAAUUUUUAAACAAAGGAAAAUGUGAAAGAGGCGAAGAUUGCAAAUUUAAGCAUGAGUUGCAAGAAGAAGGCAAAGGAUUUUCCAGCGGAUCGGGAACUGGAACUGGAAGCUUGAACAGAUCCAAGGAAUGCUGGUUUUGUUUGUCAAGCCCCAGUGUGGAGUCGCAUCUAAUCACUAGCAUAGGAGAAUACUGCUAUUGCGCACUACCUAAAGGACCGUUAGUCGAAGAUCAUGUGCUGAUAAUACCUAUCGAACAUUUGCCAAACACCCUCUCUCUACCACCAGAAUGUGAAGAAGACUUAUCUAGACUCCAGAGAAGCCUCCAAGCUUACUUCAAGCGACAAGGGAAGGAAGUAGUUUUCUUUGAGUGGGUUUCUAAACGCGGAACUCAUGCCAAUCUUCAGGCUGUUCCUAUACCUUCAUCCAGAGCAUCUUCUGUUGAACAAAUUUUCAGUUUAGCUGCCAAGAAGUUGGGUUUCACAUUUACUUCCGUUAAAAAUGAAAACAGUUUGGAAGGACGGAGAUUGUUGGGAAUGCACCUUGACAGAAAUCAGAGUUUAUUUUAUGUCGAAGUUCCUGGAGGAACAAUCCUGUCACAUAUCGUUGAGGAGAAUGAGAAGUUUCCUGCCCAAUUUGGUCGUGAGGUUAUGGCUGGAUUGUUGAAUAUGGCUGAUAAGGCUGAUUGGAGGAAUAGCCAGCUCACUAAAGACGAAGAAACAAAUAUGGCCGCGAAAUUCAAGAGUCGAUUUAAGGAGUUCGAUCCAAAUACCUGAUACUCGCAAUGUUCAGGUACAUUCCACCACAACCCCGUUUCUGUUUUCUUGAUUUGCUGUUGACUUUGCACGGACUCAUGGCAUAGAGAUUGAACUUGGUCAAAUCUUUUCAGCUGUCACUUAGAGCACACCACCCGAACGAAUUGAAUUCAUCACUUAACUUGCUUCUCUAGGCGAAGCCAUGCUUUCAUUUGGUGCAAAUUCGUUUAUUUAUUUUUGUUCACCUCCAAAAUCAUCGAGAAGCGUGUCCAUGUGACGUAAUUUGGCUUUUUUUUUCGAUUUUUUUCUGAGUUAUUGUUUCUAUUAAGAGUUAUUUGAUAGUACUCGUAAACGAAAACUCGUGGUGAGUUUUUCAAAUGGUACCACUGUGGAUAGGUUGGGUCCAUAAGAAUCAAAUCAAUAGAUUUCAUAUUAAUUGCAUUGAACACCAACCUGGAAAUUUCAAAUUUUAGUGAAAUGACAAAUCAUUUUAAAU